GUUACAAAGCGUGAGUUUCAAACUCAAAAGUCCAACAGUACCUGCGAAAACAAAUGGGGGGAAAUAGCGCAAUCUCUCUCUCUCUCUCUCUCUCUUUAAUUUUGAGAAGCUUUAUUUUUUAGUUGGAUUCUGUGAAUGUUUGGUUUAGCUCUCAAACUGUGAAGCUCAAGCUCUUCUGGAAUACGAGGAUAGCUCAGAGGACACCAUUCCCUGAAGGAUUAAUCAGACAACCAACGGGCAAACUCAGUGAGUCUAUUCCAUUAUGUUUAGUUUUCUUUGUUCAACACGUCUACUAUUACUCAAACGUAGAAAGACCCAACUGGGUUUUCUUCACCAAAAUGCUUUCUUUAUUGUUAAAUCGUUCGCAUCAAUAACAUUAUCUGAUUCUAGUCACCAACAACAACAAGGUCAAGAAGAAGAACAUUCUUUUACAGUGUCUUACCUCAUAAACUCUUGCGGGUUAUCAUCAAAAUCUGCUCUUUUAGCAUCCAAAUGGGUACACUUUGAAAACCCAGAGAGACCAGACUCAGUGCUUAAUCUUCUCAAAGAGAAUGGAUUCACCAAUACCCAGAUCUCCAAACUUGUCAGGAUGCGACCAAAGGUGCUUUUAUCUUAUCCUGAGAAGACCCUUUUGCCCAAAAUUGAGUUUUUCCGUUCUAAAGGGAUUUCAAGCUCUGACCUCACUACCAUCAUAUCUUCAAACCCAUCACUGUUAGUAAGUAGCUUAAACAAUCAUCUAAUCCCCUGCUAUGAUUUCCUCAAGAGUGUACUACUUGUCGACGAGAAAGUCCUUACAACUUUCAAGGGAUCCCGAGGGGCUGAUGUUGCAAAUAAUAUGAUCCCAAACAUUGAACUUUUGAGACAACACGGAGUGCCUCAAUCUGUAAUCUCUUUGUUUUUAACUAGUUUUCCCCGUAUUGCGUUCUCAAAUCAUUCUAAGUUUGUUGAGGCUGUACUCGAGGUUAAGGAAAUGGGAUUUGAUCCCUUGAAAACUGUGUUUGUUCUAGCAGUCCAAGUGGUUUUAAAGAUGAGUAAAGAAAAGCUGGAAUCAAAAUUGGAGCUUUAUAAAAGAUGGGGUUGGUCCAAGGACGUCGCUCUCUUGGCCUAUAAAAGGAACCCAAGUUGUAUGGCUUUAUCAGAAGAGAAGAUCACAAAAGCAAUGGACUUCCUUGUGAACAAAAUGGGUUGGCCAUCAGCACAUAUUGCUAAAAAUCCUACGAUUCUAUUUUUAAGUUUGGAGAAGAGGAUUAUCCCUAGAUGUUCAGUUAUUCAAAUUUUACUAGCCAAGGGUUUGGUGAAGAAAGAUUUGGGUCCAGCAAGAUUCAUAAUACCUAGUGAGAGGAGUUUUCUGGAGAGGUUUGUGAUCAAGUUUCAGGACGAUGUUCCUCAAUUGUUGAAUGUGUAUCAGGGUAAGAAGGAUCUUGAGGUAGGAAGCCAAUCUGAGAAGCUCAAGAGUCCACAAAGAUACAGCAAUGAUCAUACUCUAAGUGAAAUGAUUCCUGAGGCUGCUUCCCAAUAGAGUUGCACAUGAUGCAUAAUCCUAGCAUAUUCUAAGCCUCAAAGCCUAAUCGACUGAGAAAACUCAAGUUUGGGCAAAAAGUUUUUUUUUUAAUCUACAGGAAGGACCGUGGAGAUUAUCCUAAAUGAUCUGCAAAGUUGGCUUUUGGUGAACUUUAGGUCCCUGAGAAAUCUAAUGACCAUCUAGGCUUUCUGGGAUUUAAAUGUACCUUCUGGCUGCUGAGAUUGCAGCUUUCGGGGACAGAAUUUGCAUUAUCUGCUCUCUCUGGUAUUAUAAUAAUUUGUGCCCAAUGAUUAUCAAAGGUGAUGUAAAGCUUGUUUGAAAAGAACCUAGUUUGGUUGUGGCUAAGGAUAGUGUUUUACUGAGUGAACCUAGCAUUUUUGUUAAAGCUACAAUAAAAUAUUGAAUGGAGGAUUUGGUUCCUAGCAGGAAUUCAUUUGGAUUGAGUUAACUCAGCUAGGAAUUUGGGAUGUUUCA
This is a messenger RNA of Quercus robur (English oak), 1996 nucleotides long. RefSeq names its product transcription termination factor MTERF15, mitochondrial-like. Lineage: Eukaryota; Viridiplantae; Streptophyta; Magnoliopsida; Fagales; Fagaceae. The record is from RefSeq and is a predicted model, not a curated record. Gene Ontology annotation, biological process: chloroplast organization; regulation of DNA-templated transcription. Gene Ontology annotation, molecular function: double-stranded DNA binding. Bases 263 to 1519 code for a protein of 418 amino acids. The transcript has 2 exons. Gene Ontology annotation, cellular component: chloroplast.